UUCUUUUUUGGCUCAGUGAGCAGAAGGCCGUUGUGAUACUGAAAAUCGUUUUGAAUUAAGAUGGAGCUAGUUACUGCAUUGUUGGUUUUAGCGGCGCUGGCGAUCGCCACACAUUUUUACAAUCGAAGACGAAAGUGGGUGCAGUCCGUGGACCUGAUCCCUGGCCCUCCAGCUUUGCCGAUUAUAGGCAACUCCUGGGAGAUCUUAUGGACGUUCAAAACCGAUCAGACAGAGGCGAUCAGCAAUUGGACGAGGAAAUACGGCAGCAUAUACCGCCUCUGGCUCGGACUUGGGCAUGCCGUUGUUGUGCUCAACAACCCGGAGGAUGUUGAGAUUCUUCUGAGUGGCUCUAAGCACAUUGAAAAGUCGAACGUGUACCGUCAUUUGCAUCCCUGGCUUGGAGAAGGACUUCUCACCAGCAAAGGUCAAAAGUGGCACAUGAGAAGAAAAUUAAUAACACCAACUUUCCACUUCCGUAUUUUGGAUCAAUUCGUGCAAGUGUUCGACAGUAACGGCAAUAUUCUGGUCGAGAAACUGUUAUCUACGAAUGGCAAGACAAUCAACAUCCACGAUUUCAUCACCCUAUGCACGCUUGACAUCAUAUGUGAAACUGCCAUGGGGACUAAAGUGAACGCACAACAGGACUCCAAGUCGCCGUACGUUUCUGCCGUCAGCGAUGCACUCCUCUCAGUGCACAUGCGAACCAUGCAGCCAUGGCUUGGCAACGACUGGUUGUAUAACAGAACGGAGGGAAGCAAGACCUUAAACGCCGCUCUUAAAGUUCUGCACAAAUAUUCUCGAGAGGACUCUUGGUCAAGUUAUUGCUGAGAAAUAAUUACAUAGCAGCUUGCAUUCCGUCCGAGUGGUUUGAGUGCGCGCGCCA
Molecule: messenger RNA, 883 nt
Organism: Thrips palmi
Lineage: Eukaryota; Metazoa; Arthropoda; Insecta; Thysanoptera; Thripidae
Product: cytochrome P450 4C1-like
Exons: 8
Coding region: 61-828 (255 amino acids)
Molecular function (GO): iron ion binding; oxidoreductase activity, acting on paired donors, with incorporation or reduction of molecular oxygen; monooxygenase activity
Source: RefSeq, a predicted model, not a curated record